Penicillium daleae is the source of this 2340-nucleotide messenger RNA. Its product is annotated as N-alpha-acetyltransferase 35, NatC auxiliary subunit. Gene Ontology annotation, cellular component: NatC complex. The record is from RefSeq and is a predicted model, not a curated record. The transcript is spliced from 7 exons. Gene Ontology annotation, biological process: N-terminal peptidyl-methionine acetylation. Lineage: Eukaryota; Fungi; Ascomycota; Eurotiomycetes; Eurotiales; Aspergillaceae. The annotation marks the transcript as partial.
AUGCUGCCGAAUAACGAGGUUCGUGUGCCUCCGCCGCGGGCGGUUGCGCAGUCCGCUACGCCACGCGAUAUCACUGCCGAAUUUACAGAGGCCGCAUCGAGUAAAGUUGGCCCCAUUCCCAUGCUCUGUCCUCGUGUUCUAACAGUGCUUUCUCUCACAGAACUACGGACUGGCCAGCUCGUCAAGGAUGAAUCGUUCACACUGUUUGAGGCGGUGGGCGCAUUGGAGAUCAUGGAUUCUAAGAUGGAUAGCGGCUACAUAGCACCCGGAGAGAACCAUGCGCAAGCACUGGAAGACGACUACGACGUGCGACGGGACCUAACACCGGAGGAAGUGGUGGGGUUGAUGGACCAGCUGCUCUGCCAUGAGAUGGCAUGGCAUAUGGGCCACCCUCUUUCCCAGACGCUCUUUACGUCUAUCUAUAUUGACAAGCUAUUGUGGCCGGUGCCGAGGACAAUGGGGGAUGCCCGGUUCGAUCGUGUGCCCAGCGAAAACCCUCUGAUCGGCCUUGUGCUCCGUGCCUAUUGCCUCGCACUGGUCAAAGCAUGCGACUUUGUCCACGCCCGUGUGGCCUCCGAAUACUUCUACGAGGAAGAAGACUUCGUCACGCAACUAUACAACCGGAACCUCUUGUCCUCUUUUGACUCUUCUCAUUUCUAUCGCCUGCUGGAUCAGGCGGUCGAAUGGGUCGAUGACCAGGAGCAUAUAGACCAAAGACUUCGAGAUGCGAUUCAGAGCAGACUUCUCCUGCGGCGGGAAUUCUUGGCUUCUGUAGAUCAGGAUCUCGAGAUUUUGGAUACUAGAUCGACGGAUAGCUUCGCAACGUGUCUGACCCACUUGAAAACUUUGACUGAAACCGUGUCUUGCGGAAAGGCAGUGCCUGAGGCUUUCAGCCUGAAGCUUCAACGGAAGCUCGCCAGUACCGUGCCACCUCGGCCCAUCGUUCACAUCAAGCAGGAGGAUGCCCUGGCGCACAUGAAGCGGCUAUGUCAAGAUGCGAUUGAUAUGCAACAGAUGCUGGACUACCGUGGCCCAAGCAAUUUCAAGACCGCCGUGGGGACUUUGCUGUCACGAAAACCCCAGCCGUCAGUUUAUAUUCGCUCACUGCUGCAGGCCUUGAUUGUCAGCGACAUGACAAUUCUUGGAGCUGUAUCAGUCAGGGAGUUCCUCUAUGACGAUAUUGCUGAGCUGGUCUUGCCAUCAAGUAUUUUGCUUCGAGCGAAUACAGACGAGGUGGAGUUACCGUCUGAUCCUCGAUUCCGAAUCGCUCAAAUCAUGGAAGGCUUCGUGAAACGCUUUGCCCAGCCCUUUGUUGACACUGUACGCUCCACCUGCCUGAACCGUUGUCGUGUCCGACGUACCAUCUGCCAUACGGUUGUUGACUGGGAUAAUCUGCAGAUGGAGGCUGAGGAGCUCGACCUCCAACUUCAAAACCUGAGUGAAGAACCUGCGUUGCAAUUCCAGGGCGGAGAGGCUACCUUUUCCUACCCACUCAGUAGCUGGGCCUACCACCAGAAGCUAAUCCAGCUUCGCCUGAUCCUACAGAUGGGAUUCGAGCUAUCGAUAUAUGCUCCUGAAGAGCUGCCCGGCAUCUACUGGUACUUGUCACACAUCUGCUCAACCCAUCUCAGUCACCUCGAUCGCAUUCGCACCUUUACCGCGGCAGCUCGAAAGCGCGAUCUAGUGAACAACAGUGGCCAGGGAGAAAUUUCUGCGCAAAAGUCUCUUGCCUAUCACAGGUCUUUCCUCUACCUUGAGAGGUUGACAACCCAUAUCAUUGCCAUCGAUGCAUUUGCGAUCGCGCUCCACGCGCUUUAUGUACUGCUGGCUCGACACCAGAUUCUCCCGUCUGCCUCUGGCUCCGACGCCUACUCCAGCGACAAACUACGCUAUGAAAUCCGCAUGAAGCCUUUUAUCCCGAUCUCCUUGCCCGAGCUGGUACCGUAUGAGGAGUACCAUCGUGAGGCUACCUUGGAAGGGGACACGGACGCCACCAUCCUGGACCGUGCAUCCAAGGCCAUCACCAAAGCCCGGAAGGCCUGGGAGGCGACCCUCGCCAAUGGUGCCUUUCUCGAGGAUAUCUCGUCGCCCACAAAAGAGCCUUCGAUCGCCAUCGAGGAGGAUUGGCGCCGUGAUAUUAUGGAUACCAUGCGGUCCUGUAUCGGGGCCAGCAUUGCUAUUGAGACCAUGAAGAAGGCACUCCUCGGUGACUCUCCACCUUCCGAGAAGAAUCCAAUAAAUUUUCAGGUGGUGAUCCCCGAGAUUGGCUCCAAGACACAGUGGCACGACUGGUGGAUCGUGCCGCAGAUCUCGGAGAAAAAAGCGGCCAAGACAGCCACC